This is a messenger RNA of Cornus florida, 1511 nucleotides long. RefSeq lists its product as uncharacterized. The coding region runs from base 254 to 1222 and encodes 322 amino acids. The record is from RefSeq and is a predicted model, not a curated record. The transcript is spliced from 7 exons. NCBI's taxonomy places the organism in Eukaryota, Viridiplantae, Streptophyta, Magnoliopsida, Cornales, Cornaceae. Gene Ontology annotation, molecular function: zinc ion binding.
CACAAGUUUUUGGUCAUUUAAGGAAGCCCAUUAUUUCUGAUCGGUGAAUAGAAGAAUUUUGGUGGGUUCCUGGGUUGUCCAUCACCAAAGCUCGCAGAAUAGGAGAGAUACAGAGAGAGGAGUAAGGAGAGAGAGUCGAAUAGAUAUAGCAAUAGAGUUUUAGAGAGAGAAAGAGGAAAUAGGGCUUUUGUUUAUUGACUUUUGUUUGUGAAGGGCUCUUAGAUUGUGUUGCUCUCUCUCUCUCUGGAAGUCAAUGGCUGAUCAUGCGGACUCUUCUCCUCUCGUUGCUCCUUCUCCGAUCACCGAACCCAACGAGAUCGACCUCGAAGCUGGUCCGGGCGAGCAAAUUCAGUGUCGAAUUUGUCUAGAAACCGAUGGUCGGGAUUUUAUUGCACCUUGCAAAUGCAAAGGGACAUCGAAGUAUGUCCAUAGGGAAUGUCUGGAUCAUUGGCGAGCUGUGAGGGAAGGAUUUGCAUUUGCUCAUUGCACAACCUGCAAGGCCCCUUAUCAUUUGAGAGUUCAUGUUCUUGCUGAUAGGAAAUGGCGAACUUUGAAAUUUCGAUUUUUUGUGACCAGAGACAUUUUGUUUAUAUUUCUCACUGUUCAGCUUGUGAUUGCUUCAUUGGCAUAUUUAGUGUAUCUAAUUGAUGGUUACCAGAAGUUCUGGCUUCGUUUGGCAUGGGGUUUUGAUAGUGUUCUGAGUUUCUACUACAUCUGUGGGGCACUGCUGUUUUUCGCAUUGCUGGGAUUAUCUGGCUGUUUCAUAACUUGUUAUGAUCGAAGAGUGAGGAAUGAUCUGGCUCAACCGUGUCGAGAAUUGUGUCUUUGUUGCUGUCAGCCCGGAAUGUGUGCAGACUGCCAUUUACCUGGCACUCUUUGCAUGUGGACUGACUGUACGACAUGCGUCGAAAGUUGUGGUAGUGCUGCGGGUGAAUGUGGUUGCUUAGGAGGUGCUGGCGAAGCUGGGCUGCCAUUAUUAUUUAUAAUGGCUUUGGUUGUGCUGGGGCUAUUUACUGUGAUUGGCAUAUUUUACAGUGUACUGGUGGCUACAAUGGUUGGACAAAGGAUUUGGCAGCGACAUUAUCACAUACUUGCAAAAAGGAUGCUAACAAAAGAAUAUGUUGUCGAGGAUGUUGAUGGCGAGAUGACUGGAUCUGAUUGGUCUCCUCCUCCUCUUCCACCUGAACAUGUUCAGCAGCUGAAAACACUUGGCCUCCUAUGAUUUCUAAUAACUUCUACAGGAAAUGCGGGAUGACCCUUUAUUUAGGUAAUAUGGGGCUAUUGAGUUUUAUUACUAUUUAUUCUGAAAGUUGAAACGCAUCUUAUUCAGCUACUGAACAAGAGAUCUCAAAUGUUCUUGAUGUUGUCUUCUUGUGUUUGUAAAUUUGUGAAUGACACCUUUGAAGGUAUAUGUAUAAGUGUUACAGUUGUAUUUUACUUUUGUAGAAGGAUAUGGAAUAUCAAUAAUUUGAAUUUAUUGACGAAAAGCAUAUGAUGAAAGUUUCCAUCGA